Molecule: messenger RNA, 1793 nt
Organism: Suncus etruscus (white-toothed pygmy shrew)
Lineage: Eukaryota; Metazoa; Chordata; Mammalia; Eulipotyphla; Soricidae
Gene: SEPTIN2
Product: septin 2
Exons: 12
Coding region: 263-1351 (362 amino acids)
Biological process (GO): cytoskeleton-dependent cytokinesis; regulation of exocytosis; cell division
Cellular component (GO): cell division site; microtubule cytoskeleton; septin complex
Molecular function (GO): molecular adaptor activity; GTPase activity; GTP binding
Source: RefSeq, a predicted model, not a curated record
GUCGCUCUCUCCACCUAAGCGACCGCUGCGCCCCACCUCAGGAGACGUCCUUCCUCCCGAGGUAGCGGCCCGCUAGGCCGAGGCCCACUUACCUGCUCCUCUCUUAUCAGCGCAGGGAACCCAGCUCAUAAGUGAUGAUUCUGUGAUUUCUGUGGCAGUGUCUGAAGUGAGCGAGGAGGUGUUGAUGCCAUUGGGCCUUGUGCUGUCCGCUCCUGAUCACUGUGUGCCUGCACCUUGACAGAUCUACCACACUUCAGGAAAGAUGUCCAAGCAACAACCAGCUCAAUUCAUAAAUCCAGAAACUCCUGGCUAUGUUGGAUUUGCAAAUCUUCCCAAUCAAGUUCACCGAAAGUCAGUGAAGAAAGGCUUUGAGUUCACGCUAAUGGUGGUUGGCGAGUCAGGUCUGGGGAAAUCGACUCUGAUUAACAGCUUGUUCCUGACUGAUCUCUACCCAGAGAGAAUCAUUCCUGGAGCCGCAGAGAAAAUCGAAAGGACAGUUCAGAUUGAGGCUUCCACUGUGGAGAUUGAAGAGCGAGGAGUGAAGCUGCGCUUAACGGUGGUGGACACGCCAGGUUACGGGGACGCCAUCAACUGCCGAGACUGCUUCAAAACCAUCAUCUCCUAUAUUGAUGAGCAGUUUGAGCGGUACCUGCAUGACGAGAGCGGCCUGAACCGCCGGCACAUCAUUGAUAACAGGGUGCAUUGCUGCUUCUAUUUCAUUUCGCCCUUUGGACACGGACUGAAGCCUUUAGACGUGGCAUUCAUGAAGGCAAUUCACAACAAGGUGAACAUAGUGCCUGUCAUCGCCAAAGCUGACACCCUCACCCUGAAGGAGCGGGAGCGCCUGAAGAAAAGGAUUCUGGAUGAAAUUGAAGAGCAUAAUAUUAAAAUCUACCACUUACCUGAUGCUGAGUCAGAUGAAGAUGAAGAUUUCAAAGAGCAGACUAGGCUUCUCAAGGCUAGCAUCCCGUUCUCUGUUGUUGGAUCCAAUCAGUUAAUCGAAGCCAAAGGCAAGAAGGUCAGAGGCCGCCUCUACCCAUGGGGCGUUGUGGAGGUGGAAAACCCUGAGCACAAUGACUUUCUGAAGCUGAGAACAAUGCUCAUUACUCACAUGCAAGAUCUUCAGGAAGUCACACAGGACCUUCACUAUGAAAACUUCCGUUCUGAGAGGCUCAAGAGAGGUGGCAGAAAAGUGGAAAAUGAGGACAUGAAUAAAGACCAGAUCUUGCUGGAAAAGGAAGCGGAGCUCCGCCGCAUGCAGGAGAUGAUUGCGAGGAUGCAGGCACAAAUGCAACUGCAGAUGCAGGGGGGUGACGGCGAUGGCGGGCCUCACUCAGGGCACCACGUGUAAGGUAACCACUGGGCAGUGGGACCCUGCUGCCCACUCUUUCUCCCGUGAGGUUUCAUAUGAGUGAGACUCGACAGCUGGAGAGGAAAGCUCCCCACAGGAGCUCCUCCUUCAGGGGCAAGCCGAAAGGUGCCCCCAGCCUCUUCAGAGUUGCUGCAGCAUCUGCUUAUCUUGGUAGGGCUGCAGGCCUGUCUGAAGGGAAACACUGAAGGUGUUUGAAUGGGGCUGCCUAGGCGACCCUGGGUUUUAUCUCUGGCACCACCAUCUCCCCAGAGUACCCCCAGGAAAGUGCCUGUGGGAAGGCUGUAGUGGAGCAUUACUAAAACAUCAGUGACCAGAGGUGGGGGUUUAGGGCUGCUCUCACUCCCAAUCUCGAUCUUGUCCCCCUGCACCUGUGUCCUGGCCUUCCUGUGUGAGGAGGGUCCACAGGAGGACUAAGAGACAA